GGCGUCGCUAACUGAUGCAUUUACGAAAUGAGUCUGAAUAUUAGGCUAAAAUAAGUCCCGCUUUGUAACGGUUUCAGUUGAACCAAAUCAGGUUUGCUCAGGUUUGUGAGUCGGAGGCCUUAGCAGCUAAUGUUAGCCGCAUCAAAACAGCAGCGCAGCUACUUCCUCACCGAUGACCAACGGAGCAAGAUCACAUGGUUCCCGCACGCAGCUGUGGAAACUGAAAUCAGAGGGAGGGAUGAGUCUCUCCCCUGUUAUUGGCACAGAAGUGCCAGAAGCAGCUAAUGGGGUGGCGACGCCCGUCUCUCUGGAGAACGGCCCUCACGCGCCGGUCUCGGUAAAACACGGCGGGAGCAGGUUACCCGAUGACGGAGCGGAGUCGAUGGACGGGAGAACCGAGAACCACGUUGACACGGCAAACAGACUGAACGCUGCAGAAAGCAACUUAGACACUGAGACAGAUCUUCACGAGAGAACAUCUAGCUUAUCAUUACAUGGUCCCCAGGUGGUAGACCUCUCUUUUCAUGAUGACGCAGAAACAGGAAACUCCGAAUCCAAAGACACAGACAUUCCUGAGGGAUCGAAGGCCGAGGAUCUGGUUCUCAUGUGGGAUUCAGCACCGCAUGCAGAGGCCACAGAAGUAUGUCAGCAGGGAGGCCCUGACAUUGCAGAAAGACACCCGACAGAGGCUGAGAGUGAAGAGAGAAGGCUCGACAGGAGAGAGGAAGAUGAGGACGGAGAGAAAGAGAAGCAGGAUAUGGAGACGGACGAGAAGAACGAGAACAGGUGGAGGAACACUGGAGGAAGGGCAAAGAAGGAGCCCUCGCAACACUACUCCUCUUCAGCCCCCGGUCCCAGUACCACCUCCUCUUCUUCUACUCCUCAACCUGCUCUUCUCACCUCAGACGACACCCCAUGCCCUCCCCACGUCAUGGCCCAGGUUUGGGUUCGGAACAACCGGGGGAUGCAGGACAGCAAGAGCCUGGAUGAAAUCAGUCAAGCCUGCGGAGGUGGUCCAGGAGCCAGAGGAGGUGGCAGAAGCGGGCAGUCAGAGGGCCGAAGGGCCACCAUCUCCUCGGCUCUGGAGCUGGAAGGGACGGUCAGCCAUGAAGGAGACCUCACCAACUUCAUCACAAAGAACCUGGAGCAGAAGAUCAAAAUGAGCUCCAAGCCCAGCCUGGACUGCAGUGAUUCUGACUGCUCGGGUCCAAUCUACCGAAGCCGAGGGUUGUCACGGAGACCAGCGGACAUCCCGCCGAUCGACCCCACAGUUCUGUUGGACCUCCAGAGACACACCCAGGAGGUGGCCCACAGCGUGGAGAUGAUGAUGAAGAGCCUCAACGGGACCAUCCAGAAUAUGACGGCUCUGAGCGUUGGCUACAUCCAGACCUACAGAGACUCCGUGGACAGCCUGGGAGAGUCUGUAGACAUGAGCAUAAAGGGCAUGUAUACACUAAUGGCUCGUUGCGAGGAGCUGGAUCGCUCCAUGCAGCCCAUCCACACGCUGGCGGCUCAGAUCCGUGACAUCAAACGCACCCUGGAUGCUCUAGAAGCGAUCUGCAAGUAAACCCCCCCACCCCCUUCCCGAACACAGCUCCGACCUGCAAAGAUCCAACCUAAAGCUCAUCCACAAGAAACAAACAAAUAAACAAAAAAAAAAAGGAUGCCGGCAAGCAAACGCAGCCUUUUCUCGCAGGUAGCACACACACACUGCAGCGAAGAUCAAGUUCACCUCAGGAGUCUGGAACCCGCCGCUGCCCGGCAUGCUGAAUGAUUUCCACUCAUAGCUCUUCUGUGUGCCGUUUGAAGAUGACCCGUUUUUGUGUUGUGGGAUCUAAAAAGAAAUGCAUCGACUUUUGAGGAUGAGCUGUUCUUUUUGUUUUUGUUUUUUUUUCUUUUUUCUUCUUCUUGUCAAAAUUUCAAGAAGAAAAUCCCUCCAAAUUAACUCUUUCGCUCCGGAUACUUAGUAGGUCGCACCCAUGCACAAACACAAACCUCGCAGCAGGUGGGCUACACACAUUCGUUGUUCCUCCUUACAGUCUGAGGAGUGUGAUACUUUUAUCCGUCCAGCCUGCCUGGUUCAGAUUGCACUAACCUCUCCUCCGCAGACGGGGGCGAUAUUUCUGUCUCUGGAGAGGCAAGACUAAACUGAUCGGAAGACGGUGACAUUUGCACUGGAACAGAAAGUCUAUUUUUUAAUCUUAUGCAACAAGCAGGUUCCUUCACUGUGUGUGUCUGUAUGUUUUUAUUUAUUCAGUCUGCUCAGCAUGCGUGCUUGUUCAGGAAAAAAAAAAAAAGAACAAAAAAACCAAAACAAAACAUUGCGUCUGUGUGUCACGGUAAUGUCUGCCGUCUAAUGGGCUCCGAUCUGUACCGAGAGUCUUUCACUUUAUCCACUCCGAUUCUCUCCCAUCACCUGAAAGGGACGAGUCAACCGUUAAAUCACAGAUCUGCUUCGUUAAUAACAAGCCAGAAUCUGCCACGAGUCUCCGUCUCCUUCCUCUGCGGCGGCGUAAAACGAAGAGACGAAGUGAGGAACAUAACCGGGGAGAGUAAUCUUAAGUGAUCCUAAAACUGUCUUUGAACGUUGUCCAAAUAAUAAAAUAUUAAAAAGUACCAGAUAUUUUACUC
Messenger RNA from Poecilia latipinna (sailfin molly), 2631 nucleotides. RefSeq names its product BLOC-1 related complex subunit 6 (gene borcs6). Lineage: Eukaryota; Metazoa; Chordata; Actinopteri; Cyprinodontiformes; Poeciliidae. The record is from RefSeq and is a predicted model, not a curated record. Gene Ontology annotation, biological process: lysosome localization. The coding region runs from base 173 to 1567 and encodes 464 amino acids. The transcript is spliced from 8 exons. Gene Ontology annotation, cellular component: BORC complex.